GAGAGAGAGAGAGACGGCUGGUGUUAAAAACAGUGCUGAAGUCCAGCCCUAAAGCCUUUGAAGAAGGCCUGUUCCUGGGGAGUCAGGAUUGCAGGGUUUUAGACCUUGUCUAAAACCACUGCCAACCCCAGGGAUGGCUGAUCAGCUGAGUAAUGUUCCCCCUCCCUGGAAGAAAUCCUUGCAGAGUGCUUAAACAUGUGCUUAAUCAUCAGGCGGCUGCCAAACUGGAGUUUUUGGUGUAAUGUGGGAGAUUGAUAGCUGUUUUCAGCAAGCCGAGUGAUACCCGAGCACAUGAAACUUGUUGGGAAAUCCAGCUUCCUCCUUGUCCGGCUGCACCCAGGAUAAAAGGGCCCUGGUGUGGCCGUCUUCACGCCACUCGGAUCCCUGAUCUCAGGAGCAGCAGGACGCAGGCUUCAUCAAUCCAGGAAGGAUGUCCUACCAGCAGCUGCAGCAAUGCAAAGUCCCCUUCCAGCCCCCUCCCCAAGUCCCCAAGCCCCACCCCACCAAGGUGCCGGAGCCCUGCCCAUCUCCUGUCCCAGAGCCCUAUCCACCCGAGGGGCCUGGGCCUGCCCUCCCACCUGAGGUCCCGGAGCCCUAUCCACCCGAAGGGCCUGGGCCUGCCCUCCCACCCGGGGUCCCAGAGCCCUAUCCGCCCCUGGAGCCUGGGCCUGCCCUCCCACCCACCGUCUCAGGGCCCUAUCUACCCAAGGGGCCAGGGCCUGCCCUCCCACCCGCUGUCCCAGGGCCCUAUCCACCUCUGGAGCCUGGGCCUGUCCUCCCACCCCGGGUCCCAGAGCCCUAUCCACCCGAGGGGCCUGGGCCUGCCCUCCCACCCCAGGUCCCAGAGCCCUAUCCACCUGAGGGGCCUGGGCCUGCCCUCCCACCCCAGGUCCCAGAGCCCUAUCCACCUGAGGGGCCUGGGCCUGCCCUCCCACCCCAGGUCCCAGGGCCCUAUCUGCCCAAGGGGCCUGGGCCUGCCCUCCCACCCGGGGUCCAGGAGCCCUACCCGCCCGAGGGGCCUGGGCCUGCCCUCCCACCCACCGUCCCAGGGCCCUAUCCACCCAAGGGGCCUGGGCCUGUCCUCCCACCCGGGGUCCAGGAGCCCUAUCCACCCGAGGGGCCCGGGCCUGCCCUCCCACCCCAGGUCCCAGGGCCCUAUCCGCCCGAGGGGCCCGGGCCUGCCCUCCCACCUGGGGUCCAGGAGCCCUAUCCGCCUGAGGGGCCUGGGCCUGCCCUCCCACCCGGGGUCCAAGAGCCCUAUCCACCCAGGGGGCCUGGGCCUGUCCUCCCACCUGGGGUCCAGGAGCCCUAUCCACCCGAGGGGCCUGGGCCUGUCCUUCCACCUGGGGUUCCGGAGCCCUAUCCACCCCUGGAGCCUGGGCCUGUCCUCCUACCUCCCAGCGAGCAGAAAUGCUCCCCUGUGCAGCAUCCCCCAUGCCAGAAGAAGCACCUGCCAAAGCAGAAGUGACAGCUCUGAAGCCACCAUGCCCUCACCUUGGGCAUGAGCUGCUGCAUCGUCUCCAGUCCCCCGACUCCUUCCUUCCAGCAACUUCAGGGAACACCACAGAUCCCCAGGGGACUCUACCUCUCAGCUGACUCUGAAGAGAAUGGCAGCUCCAUUCACAGGUUUUCCAGACAAUGAUUCGACUGGCUCCCGUCAGCUUCCAUAACUAGAAAGCAGACAGAAGAGACUGCCGCACCCUGUGAUGCAGGCCUUCCCGGCACCACAUGGGCACAUCCGCGGUGUUCAGGGUGGCCGUCCGUCCAGACGUCGCUGCCGCCCUGCCUGUCUGCUCCCUCGUAAGCCUGAGAAGAUUAUCGAAUGGUGGAAGCUUCCUCCUCGGCUCUGCCUCCUGCAAUUUUUUGAAUUUUUUGAAGUUUGAGAAGCCAAAAUGCUUUCAAAUAACUGACCUAAAUUAUUGGGACGUUCCUCCAAGUUUGCCCCCAACCCCGACACUCUCCCAUACUCUUCAGUUAUGACAACGGGGCCUUCUGUUCCCCAUCACCUCCCUGGUCACCCCUUCAUCUCGAGACAGCUGACACCAUGUGGACACCCCCAGCUCUGUGAUGUCACGACCUCCCCCUUCCCCUUUCCUUUAGUAAAUUCAGGUGUUCCUACGUG
Messenger RNA from Manis javanica (Malayan pangolin), 2122 nucleotides. RefSeq lists its product as uncharacterized. The record is from RefSeq and is a predicted model, not a curated record. Lineage: Eukaryota; Metazoa; Chordata; Mammalia; Pholidota; Manidae.